CCAAGUUCAAACUAAACGGUAACCGAUAAUUACUAUCAUCUUUCACUAAUCACGUAACAGCAUUACCACAACAUAUUUCGUGAUUACAAAUAUACAACAAGAAAGUUUAUCAGUUUAUCAGGAAAAACAUAAAACGACAAGUUGACAACCGUCUACGUCCAUCAACUUUACCAAUGUACUCUCUAAAUAAGCACAUUUUUAAUUAUUUACGAAAAACGAUUAGAUAUAAGUACCUAUUUAAAUGUAGCUGAAUUUUAGUCAUACUGUUAGAAUGGUUAAAUUAUGAUUACGUUACAAUGUUUUCCUAGUCACUUUACCAUAAGUAUAUUUUUAUUUUUUACGGCUAAAAACUGAUCUCGACUCUUCGUUUAUGACCGAACUGUGAGUUAUAAACAUGAAUAAACCUAAUAUUUCGCCUAAAAAGAAAUCGAGCUUGUUAAGUAUUCUACACUUAAGGAAAAAAAAAUCAACGACACCCGAAAAUGAUACAUCAAAACAAUCAUUUUGUCAAUUAGAUGGUCCAUAUCGUAAUGUUUCUAAUCCACUCAAUAGAAGCACAAAUGUGUCUUUAUGUUGUGCAAUUACUGAAACAACAAAAACACCAUCUGAUUUUCAAAAUGGAGAGAAUUCAAAUGAACCUGAUGUCUGUUCUUGUGCAGUGGAACCCAAUACUUCUCAUAAACGGUCUUUGAGUUUGGGGUUACAUUCAACUAUCAACGGUGUAAAUUCAGAAUAUAAAGAAAUUGAUUCAAAAGAACUGUCAACCCCUUCUUUAGAAAAAUGUGAGAGGUUACGGAAGAUGUUUGGCAAUGCGCAACAUGUGUCGGCUGAUAAUAUAAUUAUUCCAAAAACCACUAGUAUAAAUACAGCAGAUUCAAAGCCAAUUCGACCAUCAUCUACAACUACUUUAACAGCAUCUGAAUAUUUAAAGAAAACUGAAACUAAAAAUAACUCAAUGGAUAGUUUAGCCAGACAGGCUUUAUUUGCAGUAGAAGUAUUACAUCUCAUUCCCACAUCUGAUGUUAAAGAACGAAACUAUUUGCAUGGACGUAUUGCAGGAAAUUCUUUACUAGGAGCAAUGGAAUUGGAGCGAGUUUUACAUAAUCGAGAAGUUCGUAUAUAUGUUGGAACGUGGAAUAUGAAUGGCCAAGCACCUCCACCUGAACUAAAUGAACUAUUAUUGCCCGAUACUGUUCCUCAUCUGCCAGAUAUUCUUGCUAUAGGUACCCAAGAAAGUUAUACUGAUAAGUUUGAAUGGGAAGUAAAUAUUCAAGAAACUAUUGGUCCAUCACACAUUCUUUUUCAUUCUGCUUCACUAGGCACAUUACACUUGGCUAUUUAUAUUAGAAGAGAUUUAAUUUGGUUUUGUUCUGUUCCUGAAGAAUCGAGUUUUAGUACUAGACCAGGAACUGCAUUUCGAACAAAAGGUGCUGUUGCAAUAUCAUUUUCUUUAUUUGGAUCAUCAAUUUUAUUUAUAACAUCACAUCUUACUGCACACGUGGAAAAGGUUAAAGAACGUUUACAAGAUGUGCGUAGAAUUAUUAAAUCUUUGGAACUUCCAAAACUUUUGCCUGUUAAACAUAAAACAAAAGAUGUUACCAAUAAUUUUGAUUAUGUAUUUUGGUGUGGAGAUUUAAACUUUAGAUUGGCUCAUUCACGACCUGAGGUAAUGAAAUGGAUAACACAGCACAGAUUUCCAUUAGCUUCGCCUAUGCACCAAACACUUUCAGAUCAACUUAAUGACUGUAUUUCAAACGGUUUAGUAUUUCGUGGAUUCCAAGAAGGCCCAUUAACAUUUGCACCAACAUAUAAAUAUGAUCCAGGAACUGAAAUGUUUGAUACAUCUGCUAAACAAAGAACACCUUCAUAUACAGAUAGAAUUCUUUACAAAUGUGGAAAACAACAGGUUCUACCUAGUCCCACAGGAUCCACUUGUACUUCAUCUAGUAUUGAAUGUUUAACUUACUGUUCAGUUCCAUCAGUAUGUACAUCUGACCAUAAACCAGUUUGGGGUCUUUACAAGUGUUCGAUUCGGCCGGGUAUUGAUACUAUGCCUUUAGCUGCUGGACAAUUUAAUCGAGAAGUAUACUUGGAAGCAAUCAAAAGACGAGCAGCAAGUAUGGAUAAGCGUGUUGGAACUUCUGCUGUUUGUAAUGUGCAAUAACAACAAAAACUAUUUAGCCAAAAAAUUGGCAACAAGUGAUAAAAUAUUCUUAAAAGGGUACUAUAUAUUAGUUAAUAGAAUAAUAUUUAAAGGGGGAUCAAAUAACUAAUCAUUUGCAUUAAUCAAAAAUGAUUAAAUAUUAAGGAGUUAAAUGACGCACUAAAAGACUGCAUGUAAAAGAUAAAACGAUCAGCUAUAUUAAAUUUGCUUGACUGUCUAUGGUGCUUUCAUUUUAAUAUUGUUUUUUGAAGUUUUAUAGAUAUUUUAACCUUACCAAAGUAAUUUUGUCUAGUCAAAAUAAAUUGUAAUUUUAAGUGUAAUUUGCAAUGCCACUUACCACUUAUUAUUAUCCUUUUCUUGCUAUAAUUUUAAUUUUUACCUAUUUAC
This is a messenger RNA of Melanaphis sacchari, 2551 nucleotides long. It is a transcript of the gene INPP5E, whose product is annotated as inositol polyphosphate 5-phosphatase E. The coding region runs from base 395 to 2164 and encodes 589 amino acids. Gene Ontology annotation, biological process: phosphatidylinositol dephosphorylation. The transcript is spliced from 8 exons. Gene Ontology annotation, molecular function: phosphatase activity. The record is from RefSeq and is a predicted model, not a curated record. Lineage: Eukaryota; Metazoa; Arthropoda; Insecta; Hemiptera; Aphididae.